CCGCAUUAAGCGAGAAGAGGCUGAGAUUGCUUACAGGCGGGAUACGAAAAUGAUCCUUCAGAUAAGGAAUAUGUGAAUGUACAAGAGAAAAAUCGGGUUGCGCGUAGAAGAAGUACUUAAAAUUAUGUUUUUUUUCUCCGGCUGGGGAAAAGAUGCAUCCUUCGGGACUAAAAUUCCGAACCGCUAUUCAGCAAACCUGAUUUCAACUGGUAGCAGAAUGAAAAAUAGACCACAGGGAGAAAGGUUCAUGGAAUUCGUAGCAUACUGACCAUUUCAAAAGACAACACAGUAGUCUUUUAUGAACGAAAAUUGAAUUCAAUAAGUCAAAAUUGACAAUUGACUUUUGAUUCCAUUGGAGGGAUGACAUCGGUUUGUAUUGCUUCAUAGUAGCAUACUGUACUGUAGUUUUUAGAAGGCUGGUUUACAAUGGGCGAAGUGAUGGAGAACAAGGAGAAGAAGAACUGUCUUGCCCCGGCAAUAAAGGCUUUUGAGCAUUAUGAUUUUUCAAAGGCCAAAAUGUGUUCUAGCAUUAAAUGGCUAGUGGCCAAAGCAUAUGGGCCAGACAGUGUCCCGGCCGACUUGAAGGAGCCCUUCUAUACAGACCAGUACGACCAGGAGCACCUCAAGCCCCCGUUGACCAACCUGCUUCUGUCAGCGGACCUCUACUGCAGGGCGGGGAGCCUGAUCCUGAAGAGUGACAGCGCCAAGCCCCUGCUGGGCCACGAGGACGUCAUCCAGGCCUUGGCCCAGCGCGGCCUCUACGUUGCUGACCAGGAGCGUCUGGUCACGGAGAGGGACCUCCGAAGCAGGACCCUCUUCUUGAGCGCCCACAUGGCGAUGAUCGACACGCUGAUGAUGGCGUACACGGUGGAGGCUGUGAGCCCGGAGAAGGUGACGGCGUGUUUGCGAAAGCACUGCCCCAACGACCCCGACAUCGACACGCCCUGUAGCACGGAGGAAGCCCUGGCUGUCUGGAUCAAUAAGGUAAACGAGUAUCUGAAAGAAAUCAUCGUUCAGGAGCAAAGGAAGAGAGAAACACAGAGCAUUGAGUCUGCCGGGAGUCCACGGUCCCCCACCAAAUGGUACAUGAAAUUAGUCCCUGCUCGCUACAGGAAGGAGCAGGCGUGUUCCCAGCAGGUUCCCUGGAUCCCUGUGGUGGACAACCUGCUGAAGGAUAGCACUGAUGGCUGUGCCCUGGCUGCCUUGAUGCACUUCUACUGCCCUCAACUAGUCAAACAGGAAGAUGUGUAUCUGAAGGACAACAUGUCGCUAGCAGACAGCCUGUCCAACCUGCUACUCAUCCAGAAUUUUUGUAAAGAACACCUCAACAACUGCUGCCACUUCAGCCUGGAGGACAUGACCUACGCCUCCUCCUCUGUCAAAAACAACUUCCUUGUGUUCAUGGCUGAGCUGUUUUGGUGGUUUGAAGUUGUGAAACCGUCUUUUGUAAAACACCAAACUCUGGACAGCGAGGAGCCCCCCCCAUCAUUGAAGAGGAUGCCCUCCGUGCCCAUCUCCAAGGCAACUAAGAGGAGCUUCAUGGAAAGGCCUCCCAGUCCAGAGAGACCCAGUCUGCCUCUUCGACCUCAACCCCGUAACUCAGAUGAAAUCAAGAGAUCGACUUCAAUGUCGUUUGUGGAUGGCCACAUAGGUACCUGGCCCAAGGAAAAAAGAUCUGGGCCUUACGGAGUAUCCUUCGACAUCCCCUUUGAUAAAGAUGGCGGCUCCCCCUCUGCUCCUCCUCCCUUGCGGGGCAUGACUCGAUCAGCCAGCACUGAGGAUGGCCUGGGUUUCAAACUCCCCCACCAGCUGCCCCGUGGCAUGAAGAAGAACCUCUCCUUCCAGCCCGUCAACGGACAGAGCUUGGGCAUCGACGAGGAGGGCUGCCCCGACAGCCUGGUGCCCACAGAGCCUGACAGAGCGCCGGCGGGCAGAACCUACCCCAAUGGGCAAGGGAACGGCACGGCCACCCCCAGCAUCGAGGAGGCCCUCCAGAUCAUACAUAACAUGGGCCAGCCGCUGCAGAGACUCCCGGCGGAGGCGGAGGGGAUCGACAACGGGUUCUUCCUCCACAGCCAGGCCCGUAGGCCCAGCGGACUGGACCCCGGAUCUGAGACGGAUUCGAAAGCGGCUCUGAGCCCCUCAGACUCCACAGAGCCCGACACGGGCAUCCACCUGAGGACGGAUGACAUGGCCGAGACAUUGGACGAAGACUCGUCUCUGAGGGACUGCACCGCCAGCAUGGAGCUGGACAUGGACACCCCCAGCCCCUGCCCCAGCGGCUCUGCCAAAUCCCCGCCGGGCAUCAAGAUGACAAGCUUCGCUGAACAGAAGCUUCGCAAGCACAACCCUUUAGCCGGUGACUCGGGCCGGGGCAGCGGGAGCGGCUCCCUCAAGACCACCCCGGAAGGUUCCGAGCUCGGACUGCCGCUGUGCGUGUCCUGGGCCCCCACCCCUGAGCACAGUCCUGUCCAUCACCAGCCCACACCCCUCUCCGCUCCCACCAAACCCAUCUACCCAGUCCAGGCCGUGACCAUUGACCCGGCGCAGGCCAUGGCGACGGAGAUGGUCCAGCUGCGCAUGCGAUUGGAGGAGAAGCGGCGGGCCAUCGAGGCUCAAAAGAGGAAGGUGGAGGCGGCGUUUACGAGGCACCGGCAGAAGAUGGGCCGCUCGGCCUUCCUCACCGUGGUGAAGAGGAAGGGUGAUGGAGCCGCGAGCGGCGUGGAGGAGGACAGGGGGAAGGCGGAGGAUGUGGAGAAGACGGUAGGCGCCAGCCCCACCCUCCGGUCUGAAAGGAGCAAGGCCGACACACCCGACGGGGCGGAACAAGGGAGCGGCGGCGUUGCCGGUUGGUUAAAGUUGCCGAGAGGAGGAGAGGAGGGCGGUCCUAACGCCGGGCAGGUGGCGGAGACUGACCUGAUGGAAUACACCCGCUCCAUCGAGAAGCUCAAUGACUCAUUGGCCUUCCUGCAGACCGAGAUGCAGCGAUUGGCCCAGCAACAGGAAGUCAUCAUGGCCAUGCGGGAGCAACAGCAGCAGGCAUGGGUCAUCCCGCCGUCUCACGCGAGCCCCUCCCCUCAGAAACACAGCCGGGCCACCCCUCGCUCCUCUGGACCCUCCUCCCCCGUCGACUCCCCUCACUGUGCCCGCCGCUCGCCCACCAGCAUCAAGAGGAAGUCCGCUUCUUUCCACUCCCGCACAGCCCGCACCCCUAGACCCAACGAGCUCAAGCUUGCCCCUUAUAACCGUGUGCUGACUGCCCCCCAGUCCGUCGACAGUAUCCCCCGCUUACGCCGGUUCUCUCCCUGCCAGCCUCUAGCCACCUCAUUUGUGUACAUGGGGGAUAUGCCCGCUAGCAGCAAUCUGGAGCCCGGAGACCCAGAUCCUGGCAGAAGCAGGUACUCAGAUCCACUUCUCUCCCCAGAGAAGGAGGCUUCUAACCCGGCUAGCGCGGUGCCCUCGCCCCCUUCCUCCCCAGCCAAAGGUCCAAACCAGCAGGACCAAGAAGAAGACAUUGAAGGAGAGAUCCGGAAUGAAGAUAUGGAAACAGAGAUGGAGAUGGUGAAGGAGGAGGAGAUCCGACCCAUCAUCGGUUCAUCGGUGUCGGAGGUGUUGGCACAUCUGGUGACAGAGACCUUCACGGUGACCCCCACUGAGGCCCCUGCUCCCAUAUUAGUUCAGAGCCAAACCAGGAGUAGCUUGAUCGAGGUGCCCCUGUCCGUGCUGAAACCACUGGAGGGUGAGGUGUUGGAGGAGAGCGGGGAAAUGCAGGCCACCAUCGAGGGCCUGGAUGAAGACCAGAAAAUGUGCCGUGGUUUCUUUUUUAAGGAUGACGGCAAAGGGGAGGACAACAUGGCUCAGAAGAGGGCGGCGUUGCUGGAGAAGAGGAUGAGGAGGGAGAGAGAGACCCAGCAGAAGAAGCAGCAACUGGAGGUGGAACUGGAGCAGAAGAAAGAGGAGGCACGACUAAAAGCCGAAGAGGAACGUUUGAGGAAGGAAGAGGACAAGGCCAGGAGAGAGUUCAUCAAGCAGGAGUACCUGCGGAGGAAACAGCUAAAGCUGAUGGAGGACAUGGAUACGGUCAUCAAGCCUCGGCCUGCCAGCACCAAACAGAGGCGAGCCAGGCCCAAGUCGAUCCACAGAGACAGCCUGGACUCCCCCAAAACGCCAGGCAGGGCUGCAGCAGGUUCACGACCUCGUGUCUUUUCAGUCUCCAGCUUGUCGCUGGCUUCGCUCAACCUGGGAGAGAGUGACAGCAUGCAGUCUGAGAAGAGAGCCCCGAGGCCCGAUUCUGCUGAUGGUUUCCUGUCUCCGAGUCGGCCCGGGAGUCGUAACGGGGAAAAGGACUGGGAGAACGGCUCCACCACCUCCUCUGUCACCUCCAAUGCGGAAUACACCGGGCCCAAGCUGUACAAGGAGCCAAGCGCCAAAUCGAACAAACACAUCAUCCAGAACGCUUUGGCCCACUGCUGUCUGGCUGGCAAGGUUAAUGAAGGGCAGAAGAACAAGAUCCUUGAGGAAAUGGAGAAAUGCGAGGCCAACAACUUCCUGGUGCUGUUCCGGGAUGGGGGUUGCCAGUUCCGAUCUCUGUACACGUACUUCCCUGAGAUGGAGGAGAUCACCAAACUGGCAGGCAUUGGGCCAAAGAGCAUCUCACGCAAGAUGAUCGAUGGGCUGUUCAAGUACAACUCAGACAAGAAGCAGUUCAGCCAGAUCCCGGCAAAGACCAUGUCUGCAAGCGUCGACGCUAUCACCAUCCACAGCCACCUGUGGCAAACCAAGAAACCAGCCACCCCCAAAAAAGUUAUACCUGCAAAGUCCUAAUGAAACUUCAAACCCCUCUGCCUGUUUCCCUUCAAAUGGAACAUUCAAAUUGCACUUCACUGUACAUAAUUCAUGAGGAUUCUAACACCUGCAAUGCCAGUAGAUUAAUGCAUACUUUGUAUGUCUCCUCUUCUAUUCCUGUCUUUUUACUACAAGCUUCAGAGCAGACAUAAGAGAAAAAAAAUUACAAACAACUGGAAUGUAAAACCUUAUUUAAAAGCAAAUUGUAAAUGGAUACCAUUGAUUUGUUUGGUUGAAGAGGUUGUCUGAUUUGAGUCAUUACGACAGCAUGUGCGAGUACGUGAGGUUUUGAAUUGUGCCAAAAAGAGUAAAGUAAAAAAGGUAUGAAUGCAAUUGCUGUUUUAUUUACACUGAAGCACUGAAUGUUGAUUAUAGUAGUCUGAUUUGUUUUUGCUUAUCUGUUGACAUGCGUGGCCUUAUGCUUGUUUUGUAUGUGAGUGCAAUGCGGUGAUUGUAAAGCUAUACCCUAGAAAGUUUUUUUGUACUGAGGCAAGAGUGAUUUUUUUCCAUUUAUUGUCUUUUGAAAUGUUAAUUGUUAAGUCUGUCAAGGUAUAUUAACAAGACCUGGGCCACUUACAUACUGUUACUUUAUCAAGGAAUGUAGGCGCAUUUGAUUCACCCCACAGCCGGCACUUGGUUUUAUUUCAGUGGGUGCUAAAUCAAAUACACCCAGAAUAUCUGACAGUAUUUGCAAAAAGUAUUUGACCCAGGUUUUACACCACAAAGGGACAAAAAGUUCAAAAAGCAAAUAGCUAGUAUACCCACACAGUAUCAUGACUCCAUGUUAAACGAGUGGUUUUUACUAGAAAAACACAUUUUUGAAGGAAUCAGG
Messenger RNA from Osmerus eperlanus (European smelt), 5677 nucleotides. RefSeq names its product calmodulin regulated spectrin-associated protein family, member 2a (gene camsap2a). The record is from RefSeq and is a predicted model, not a curated record. Lineage: Eukaryota; Metazoa; Chordata; Actinopteri; Osmeriformes; Osmeridae. Gene Ontology annotation, cellular component: microtubule minus-end. Gene Ontology annotation, biological process: neuron projection development; negative regulation of microtubule depolymerization; cytoplasmic microtubule organization. The transcript is spliced from 18 exons. Gene Ontology annotation, molecular function: microtubule minus-end binding; spectrin binding; calmodulin binding. The coding region runs from base 427 to 4824 and encodes 1465 amino acids.